This is a messenger RNA of Corylus avellana, 1306 nucleotides long. RefSeq names its product phosphoglycerate mutase-like protein AT74H. The record is from RefSeq and is a predicted model, not a curated record. Gene Ontology annotation, molecular function: catalytic activity. Lineage: Eukaryota; Viridiplantae; Streptophyta; Magnoliopsida; Fagales; Betulaceae.
UUCACUUUUGCUGCUACUUGGUUAUCUUUUUGGAUAGCUCUCAAGCUAUGGCCACUCUUUCUCCAUCUCUAUCCUCAGCCUCAGCUCUCCCAAUCUUGCAACCAAAACUGUUUGCUUCAAAUUCCAUCCAAUGCUGUGAGAAGUCAAGGGAAUCUGUUAAGGUAACAAGUAAUGGGCUGGCUACUUUCCCUGAAAAGAAUGCUCUCAGCAGCUCGGCCGCCAAAGUUCCGCCUCCUCGGCCACGCCGGAUAAUCCUGGUAAGACAUGGACAGAGUGAAGGAAAUGUUGAUGAGAGUGUGUACACAAGAGUUGCUGAUCCAAAGAUUGGACUGACAGAGAAAGGAAUGGCUGAAGCUCUGGAGUGUGGGAGAGAAAUCAAGGAGCUGAUUGAGCAGGACAAAGCAGGGGAUUGGAAGGUCUACUUCUAUGUUUCUCCCUAUAGAAGAACACUGGAGACAUUAAAGAGCUUAGCUUGUGCAUUUGAGCGCCCAAGAAUUGCUGGCAUGAGAGAAGAGCCUCGUCUAAGAGAACAAGAUUUUGGGAAUUUUCAGGACAGAGAGAAGAUGCGAUUAGAGAAAGCCAUGCGCAUGCUUUAUGGUCGUUUCUUUUACCGCUUUCCCAAUGGAGAAUCUGCAGCUGAUGUUUAUGACAGAAUAACAGGAUUCAGAGAAACACUAAGAUCGGAUAUUGAUAUCGGACGCUUUCAGCCUCCGGGGCAACGAAACCCGAACAUGAACUUGGUGAUAGUCUCACAUGGCCUGACCCUCCGAGUGUUUCUAAUGAGAUGGUACAAAUGGACAGUGGAGCAGUUUGAGAGGCUUAAUAACUUUGGCAAUGGAAAAAUGGUUGUUAUGGAAAAAGGUUACGGUGGAAGGUACAGCUUAUUAGUGCAUCACACUGAAGAAGAGCUAAGAGGGUUUGGAUUAACAGAUGAAAUGCUGAUGGAUCAGGAAUGGCAAAAAUUUGCAAAACCAGGAGAAUUAAACUACGAUUGCCCAAUGAUGAAUUCCUUCUUCACACACUUCGAUGAAGAGGGCAGCCAGGAUGUGGAUCAUCAACAAAUUGCACCAGAAAGUGCAAGCCAAGAGCCUAAUUAUGGUUAACAGCAUCAUUACCACACAAACUACAUCAACAUGCCCAAUUAGGUGUUCAGUUGAAUCACUACAUUGGGGGGAAUCUGCAAUAUGGUUUUGUGUGGAAACCACAAAACUAGCUUCUUCUUUCUUUCUUUCUUUUUUAGCUUUUUCCCCUUAUUCAGUGUGUUAGAUCAAUUAAUUCUGAAGAUUUUAAGGUCUCGUUUCUUUGA